AUGGUCAGCCAGCAGCUUGAGCAAGCGUAUGAGAAGUACCGCUACGAGGCUCUCUUUGGCGCCUGGCUCGUUGUGACCGGCGCAACCUUCAUGCGCAUCAAGCGACAGCCCUACUCCACCCGUCUUAAGGUCGAACAGUACGAGAGCAUCUUCAAAGGAACGUCCCUGGGUGCGAUCGUGCUCGGAAUUGGCAUGUCGCCAAAGCGCGGCGUGAGGCGCGUUGCAGCAUCCACAAUAUUCACGAUGUUGUUCCGCCUGGGCAAGGUGAGCAUUGAGCUCAACCCAUGGAAUCCACUGUAUGCAGUGGCACCCUUCAUCAUUGUGAUGGUGUCGGUCCCAUUAGCCAUCUUUGCGGUGGUUACCACAUCCAUCGCACUAUCUUUACUGGCCUUUCGUGGCUUUAUAGUCUAUACACAGCUUGGAACUGCACUUCUAGGUGCUUGGCUCUCUCCAGCGCCACCAAAGCCUAUUGCUCUACAGCAUCAGCCCCCAUCCCCCGAACGAACGUCUCCGCCUCGCAAUCACCAUCGACGAAGUAGUAGUAAUGGCAGCGGUACAUCUUCACAGGACACAGCGGUGCCUGUUUCUCGUUUUGGGCCAAAGAGUGGGUCCUUCACAGCACUGCUCACUGAAGGCGGGCCCACACGUGACUAUGAGGGCGUGGGAGGCUGGAGAGAUACUGGCAAUGAAGAUGAGGAGGCAUUGUGGAUGGGCAUCAAUUCGAGGUUGCAGUUACCGGCUGCGAUAUCUGGUCAACGACACCAGCGGCGGCACACAGGCGGGCAAAGUCCAAACCAGCGUUGGAGCUGGAGCCCAGAGACUUUCCGUAUGAGUCCUGUGCAAAGCAGAGCAAGGACACCGAACCGAGUCCUUGCAAGCGAAGGAUACAACAACGGCGAUUACUUCCCGACACAACCCACGGAUGGCGGCCGUCCAAUUAGGACGGCGUCCGAUCCGUUGAAGCGGCACAACCGAAGACUGAGUGGCAGUGGCAGCAGCAUCACGAGCGCAGCUUCAAGCAUGAUGGCUGCUGUCAAAGAAACAGGAGAAUGA
This is a messenger RNA of Macroventuria anomochaeta, 1053 nucleotides long. RefSeq lists its product as uncharacterized. Bases 1 to 1053 code for a protein of 350 amino acids. The record is from RefSeq and is a predicted model, not a curated record. Lineage: Eukaryota; Fungi; Ascomycota; Dothideomycetes; Pleosporales; Didymellaceae. The transcript is spliced from 2 exons.